AUGACUGCAGAGAUUAACCGCAGGGUUAACGAAGCAGUCAACGCAAGCAUACGUCCUCUUCAGGACCAGAUGACGCAGCUCUUGACAGCUCUGAACGGGCUUAUGUCAACAGAUAGAGCGACCCCUACGCCGCUUACGAGCAGCGUACCCACACCGUCCACCGCCGAUACAACUAUACAGGCAAUAAGCGACGGUAUAACAAUAGCAACGGAAGGGCGAAAGAAGCCCCUGCUAAACCCCCCGAAGUUCACGGGAAGGCGUAAGGACUACGCAGCAUGGGCCCAGCAGAUGCGCGAUAAGAUAGAGCUAGAUGCAAGGUAUAUUAGCAGUAAUGCUGAUAUCUGGUACUUUAUCAACUCCUGCCUUGAUAGCGGGCCACAGCAGGUUGUAGCUACCUUCUACGCAGCAGGAGGUCCAGGUGGGCAGAAGGACUCUGUCGAAUUCCUGAAGUACCUUGACCGGACGCGGAAGCCUCUCAGCCCUACGAAGGCUAAGAAGGUCAAAAAGGUCAAGAAGGACCCUAAGCCUGAAGGAAGCAAUCGCUCUGAGCAGGUACUAGGCAGCUUCAGCGACAUUAUAGGCGCUACGAAAGCAACAGGCGUAGUUGUCUUUAACCUCGAGCUGUGCGGUUAUGAUGAGAAGAUCUUUGCGUAUACUAAGGCUCUUACGAGGAAGACUGAGAAGGCAGACCUAAAGGCCCUCCUUCCACCAGCUGUACUAGCUGAGUUCCAAGAGCUAUUCCAACCUGACGAAGCUGCUAACCUUCCUCCGCAUCGCCCUGGAGUCAACCACACGAUCCCUAUCAAACAGGAGAGCAACGGCAACGAGGCUGCACUACCAUGGGGGCCGCUCUACAGCAUGUCACGAGAAGAGCUUCUCAUCCUCCGUAAGACCCUGAGAGACCUACUAGAUAAAGGCUUUAUCUGCGCUAGUAGCUCAGAAGCAUCAGCCCUAGUACUGUUUCGUAUACGAAGCGACCUCGCUAUGGAUUUUAUUACCAACCUUCCCCUUACGGAUAAGGGUGAGGGAUACCUUUGGGUAAUUAUCGACCGGCUAGGAAAAGGUGUAACCCUUGAAGCUAUAGAAAGUAUGGAAGCUGAAGCCUGCGCUGAACGAUUCCUAAGCUGCCACUUCCGCUUCCACGGCGUCCCUACUUCAAUUGCGAAUAACCUCCCAGCAGCCCAACUAGCGCUCUGCAGCCGCGAUAGCAGCGCUAUAGGCAUGAGCAGCUUCUUCUUAGAACACAGAUACCACCCAGAGCCUGUCCGGGUUCAAGAGACAGACCCAGAAGACCAUGAGGGCCCUCGUGAGGACCUAGCACGCAAGUUAGUAACAAGGCUCCAGGACGUGAUGGAUAUAGCACGGUCGACCCUUGCCUCAACGCAGCAACGCUAUGAGGAGCUGGCUAAUAGGAAGCGCCAGCCUACGGAGAGACUAGAAGCAGGCGACAAAGUCUGGCUUCAUAUAGGCCACUACAGGUCCCCUAGGCUAUGCAAGAAACUGGAUUAG
Molecule: messenger RNA, 1509 nt
Organism: Colletotrichum aenigma
Lineage: Eukaryota; Fungi; Ascomycota; Sordariomycetes; Glomerellales; Glomerellaceae
Exons: 6
Coding region: 1-1509 (502 amino acids)
Source: RefSeq, a predicted model, not a curated record